Messenger RNA from Mucor mucedo, 979 nucleotides. RefSeq lists its product as uncharacterized. The record is from RefSeq and is a predicted model, not a curated record. NCBI's taxonomy places the organism in Eukaryota, Fungi, Mucoromycota, Mucoromycetes, Mucorales, Mucoraceae. Bases 43 to 930 code for a protein of 295 amino acids. The transcript is spliced from 3 exons.
UUCUUGUUUUAAGGAAAGCAGUAAAAAAUAAAAAAUUUUAAAAUGUCUGAUCAAGAGGAUGGAUUAUUUGGUUUUGACUUUGAUGAACAAGAUUUCGUAACGAAACAACCCACCAAAGUACAAGUUGACAAAAUCGAUUAUGAGGCCAAAAUAGAGACAGACGGUUGGUUUCUCCAUUCAGAUAAAAGCUUUGACGACAUUAUGCUGGAACAACACGGACCUAAUCAGAUCAAGAGCAUUAUUGACUAUCACUAUUUGUAUAAACGUUACGAACCAGCAUUGACGGCUGCCCUUGGAUUCAUUAGAGUCGCCACAACCAAUAAAGCAUGUAAAGUCAACGGAACCAAAGAAAUUAGCGAAAUUGCCAUGCAUUGUGCCGCCAAAUUAAACCGUCUGGACAUUCUCAAAGAACUCUUGAAUAACAAAUCGCAUACACAAGAUACUGGAUUGUACUUGUUACGCAUCAAAUUCUUCCCGCUUGUAGGACAAUAUACCGAAGCGAUGGAUGCAUGUAUCACUUACCACAAGGAACGAAAGCUGGAUUAUCGAGUGUGGUCCCAUAUGGCCAAUAUAUUUUUGGGAUCAUUGGAAAGAGAUACACGGACGCAUGAGAAUGAGAUGCGACGCCAUUUAGCCAAGCUUUCAUUGGUGCGAGCCAUUCAUAUUUAUACCAUUAGUCGUUGGAACACACAAGUUGAUUUUGUGAAGCAUCGAUUCCAAGCUGAACUCCAUUUAUUACAAGCUCGCUUAGAAGCGACAGAAGGUGAAGCGGAUAUAUUUGUUGAUUGGAUGGCACAGGGACACCCAAAGAGAGAAGAGGCUGGAUUGGAUGAAUUUAAUUGGCAAGAUAUCAUUUGGAUUUAUAAAGAUUGGGCUCUUCGACAAGAUCUUGAUUUGGAUGAUCAAGUCAAGGCUGUCAAAGAUUUAUAGGAACAGAAAUAGAAAUAAAAAAGGGUUUUUUUUUUAUUUAAAAAGAAAA